This is a messenger RNA of Arthroderma uncinatum, 1386 nucleotides long. Its product is annotated as vacuolar ATP synthase subunit B. Gene Ontology annotation, cellular component: proton-transporting V-type ATPase, V1 domain. Bases 1 to 1386 code for a protein of 461 amino acids. The record is from RefSeq and is a predicted model, not a curated record. The transcript is spliced from 6 exons. Gene Ontology annotation, biological process: proton transmembrane transport. Gene Ontology annotation, molecular function: proton-transporting ATPase activity, rotational mechanism; ATP binding. NCBI's taxonomy places the organism in Eukaryota, Fungi, Ascomycota, Eurotiomycetes, Onygenales, Arthrodermataceae.
AUGGCUCCAGGCUUAGAAGACCGCCGGAUGGCUUCCGUCCAACCUCGCCUCAAAUACAACACCGUUGGAGGUGUCAACGGACCCCUGGUCAUCCUCGAAAAUACCAAAGUCGAAUUCUCCGGCCACAGUAUGAAGCUAGGUGUCUCGGAAGACAUGUUGGGUCGAGUGUUCGAUGGAUCCGGACGUGCAAUUGAUAAGGGACCCAAGGUCCUUGCCGAAGAAUAUCUUGACAUCAACGGCAGUCCUAUAAAUCCUUAUUCGCGAACCUACCCUGAAGAGAUGAUUUCCACUGGAAUUUCUGCAAUCGAUACCAUGAACUCAAUUGCUCGAGGACAAAAAAUUCCUAUUUUCUCUGCUGCCGGUCUUCCUCACAACGAAAUUGCUGCCCAAAUUUGUCGCCAGGCUGGUUUGGUGAAGGGACCAAGCAAGGGAGUACAUGAUGACCACGAGGAGAACUUCUCCAUCGUUUUCGCCGCCAUGGGUGUUAACAUGGAGACCAGUCGAUUCUUUACCCGAGACUUCGAAGAAAACGGCAGUAUGGAGCGUGUCACUCUCUUCCUUAACCUUGCUAAUGAUCCCACAAUUGAGCGUAUCAUCACUCCUCGUCUAGCACUGACCACUGCAGAGUACUACGCUUACCAGCUAGAGAAACACGUUCUUGUCAUUUUGACCGAUCUUUCAGCUUACUGUGACGCUCUUCGAGAGGUCUCUGCGGCCAGAGAAGAAGUUCCGGGACGACGUGGUUACCCCGGUUAUAUGUACACUGAUUUGUCCACCAUUUAUGAGCGCGCUGGUCGAGUUGAGGGACGAAACGGCUCUAUCACUCAAAUCCCCAUCUUGACUAUGCCCAACGACGAUAUCACUCACCCAAUUCCUGAUUUGACUGGUUAUAUUACCGAGGGCCAAAUUUUCAUUGACCGUCAACUUGACAAUAAGGGUAUCUACCCACCAAUCAACGUGCUUCCAUCUCUCUCCCGAUUGAUGAAAUCUGCCAUUGGUGAGGGCCGUACCCGUAAAGAUCACGGUGACGUUUCCAACCAGCUGUAUGCAAAGUACGCCAUUGGUCGUGAUGCCGCCGCUAUGAGAGCAGUCGUUGGUGAAGAGGCUUUGUCUGCCGAAGACAAGCUGUCGCUUGAAUUCCUGGACAAAUUCGAGCGUACCUUUAUUUCUCAGUCUCCAUACGAAUCUCGAAGUAUCCACGAGUCGUUGGAUCUCGCCUGGAACCUUCUCCGAAUUUACCCUAAGGAUCUACUCAACCGUAUCCCCAAGAAGGUUAUCGACGAAUUCUACCAACGAUCAGGCAAGGGACGAGCUCGUCCAACCAAGGAUACGCGGGACACCACCGAGCCCGCUGCUCCCGCUGAAAACAAUCUCAUAGACGCUUGA